Molecule: messenger RNA, 1941 nt
Organism: Carassius gibelio (silver crucian carp)
Lineage: Eukaryota; Metazoa; Chordata; Actinopteri; Cypriniformes; Cyprinidae
Gene: pcolce2b
Product: procollagen C-endopeptidase enhancer 2b
Exons: 9
Coding region: 211-1461 (416 amino acids)
Molecular function (GO): protein binding
Source: RefSeq, a predicted model, not a curated record
UCUCUUUGAUCGCAGGUUUUGGAUUUUGGAAGGCAGCUGUCGUGCUGCUCCCUCCUACAGAGCAGAACAGACGCUAUAUUCAUCUGGCUCUGAAACUCCCCCGAGCGGCUUCAGGACAGACGGAGAGGAGCACAAUAAUAUCAUUAAUGCAGCUGGUCGCAGACACGCACGCCUGAUCUGACCUGAUCCGAUCCACUGGCAGUUCUUACAAUGUGGAAGAUCUGCGGUGUCCUGGUCGCCUGUGCUCUGCUGCUCGUGCUGCAUGUGCGAGCUCAGACUCCAGACAGACAGACCUUCACGUGUGGUGGGAAUAUCACGGGACAGUCGGGUGUUAUUGGUAGUCAGGGUUAUCCGGGCGUCUAUCCGCCGAAUACCAAAUGUGUGUGGAGAAUUACUGUUCCAGAGGGCAAAGUGGUUGUCCUCUCAUUCCGUUUCCUCGACUUAGAGAGUGACAACCUGUGCCGCUACGAUUAUGUGGAUGUUUAUAGUGGCCAUGCCAAUGGACAGCGUCUUGGCCGCUUCUGUGGCACAUUCAGGCCAGGAGCCCUUGUUUCUACAAACAACAAGAUGCUUCUACAAAUGGUAUCUGAUGCCAAUACAGCUGGCAGCGGCUUCCUGGCUGUGUACUCUGCUGCCCACCCAAAUGAACGAGGCGAUCAGUACUGUGGUGGGAGAUUAAUAAAGCCGUCAGGAACCUUCAAGACCCCCAACUGGCCAGAGAAAGACUAUCCUGCUGGAGUCACAUGUUCUUGGCAUAUAGUAGCACCAAAGAACCAGAUUAUAGAGGUGAAAUUUGAGAAAUUUGAUGUGGAGAGGGACAACUACUGUCGUUAUGAUUAUGUGGCCAUUUUUAAUGGCGGAGAAAUCAACGAUGCUAAAAGAAUUGGGAAAUACUGUGGUGACAGCCCACCAGCACCUGUGUUCUCAGAGGGGAAUCAGCUCUUCAUUCAGUUCCUCUCAGAUCUCAGUUUAACAGCGGAUGGCUUUAUUGGCCAUUACAAAUUUAGACCAAAGAAGUUUACAUCCACAACCAUUCCACCAACCACGACAGCACCACCCACUACCACAAGACCUAUACCUUUGAAGUAUUCUGCAGCGCUGUGUCAACAGAAAUGCAAACGGAAGGGAACCCCUGAGAGCCACUACUGUUCAAGCAACUUUGUGAUUACUGGAACAGUCAUCACUGCUGUAACACGAGGAGGUAGCAUGUAUGCCACCAUCUCCAUAAUCAAUGUCUACAAGGAAGGUAACCUUGCUAUCCAGCAAGCUGGAAAAACCAUGAGCACAAAGAUUGUCAUCCUUUGCAAGAAGUGUCCCUACGUCAGACGAGGUUUGAACUACAUCUUCAUGGGCCAGGCAGAUGAGGAUGGCCGUGGAAUGAUCGCCCCCCAUCAUUUCAUCAUGGUUUUCAAGGCCAAGAACCAGAGGGCCUUCAACAUGCUGAAGAACAAACGCUGUUGAGCUCUUACAGACAAUCUUUGGUCUCAAAAUCCACACAUUGGUGUGUGAUUAUUUUAUUUUUUUUUGCCCUGCAUGUCCCAACUUCCUUCAUCGCCCUCUCCAGAGGAGCCCGAGGACUAUUGAAGCACAUUGGUUCCUACUUCUCUUCUUACUGUUGUGAUGAGCAUCAAAAUGACAGAAAGAACAAAAGUAGUAAGGCAUGACAGGUGCAGAAAGCUAAAAUGUAAAGAACAAGAUGAUGGUGUUUUGAAUGGCACAGUUUACAAGAUAUUUCUAGAUUUUUGAUCAAAUAGCAAAGUUAGAGGUGCUUUGUUGAUGAUGUCUAGAAGGCAAUAAACAAGUAGCACACCUUUGAAAUCAUUCUGGAUAUAUUGCAUUUUGUUUAUAAAAUAUUUUAAUAGAAACGGAUACCUAGUGAUGAAUGUUAAGUUAUAAAUUAUUUGUUUUAUGAAAGAAAAAAUAAAGUUCAUUAUCAGUAAA